Messenger RNA from Papaver somniferum (opium poppy), 1116 nucleotides. RefSeq lists its product as uncharacterized. The transcript has a single exon. The record is from RefSeq and is a predicted model, not a curated record. Bases 1 to 1116 code for a protein of 371 amino acids. NCBI's taxonomy places the organism in Eukaryota, Viridiplantae, Streptophyta, Magnoliopsida, Ranunculales, Papaveraceae.
AUGUGGCUCUCUCAUCCUUCUUUUAUGCAAGUGGUGUUAAACUCCUGGAAUGGAGAAACAGUUGGAAAUCUUAUUUUUGUUUUCAUGAAUAAACUUAAAAGGCUCAGAAAGAUUUUUAAAAUCUGGAAUUGGGAGGUCUUUGGUGAUGUGAAAGUUAAUCUGACAACUGCUGAAGAAAAAGUUAUGGCAACUACCUUUGCAUCUGAUAAUAAUCCUUCUGAUAUUAAUCUGCUAGACAAGUUGGUAACUGCUAGAGAUGAAUAUGAUAUUGCUGCAAACAAUUAUCAUACUUUUCUGAGGGAUAAAUCUAGACAAAAAUGGAUUCAAGAGGGUGAUAUUAAUUCAAAUUUUUUUCACACAAGUAUUAAAUUGAGACAACAACAAAAUUCCAUUGCUGAAAUUGAAAACAAUUAUAGUAAUAUUAUAUCUAACCAACAGGGUAUUUCCAAUGUAUUAAUUGAUUACUUUAGUAAGAAGUUUGAAUACCAGCCUACCCACGUUAAUGAUUCUAUCUUUGAUGUUGUUCCUCAUAUUCUUACUGAAGAUGAUAAUUGUUUCUUAGAACAAACUCCUGAUGUUGAUGAAAUUAAAACAACAGUUUUUGAGCUUAAUCAAGAUGGUGCUCCAGGUCCAAAUGGAUUCAUCGGUGUCUUCUAUAGAGCAACUUGGGACAUCAUCAGCUAUAAUUUGGUGGAUGCUAUUCAGUUUUGUUGGCAGAACAACUUGAUUCCUAGUGGUAUGAAUUCAAAUUUCCUUGUUUUAAUUCCUAAACUUAAAGGUGCCAAAAAUGCAAAAAAUUUCAGACCUAUUGGAUUAAGCAAUUUUUGUUUUAAGAUUAUCAUCAAGAUUAUUACUGUGAGACUUAGCAAAUUUAUGCAUGGAAUUAUCUCUCCACAACAAUUUGCAUUUAUUAAGCGUAGGAAUAUUCAUGAACAAGUUCUUCUUGCUUCUGAGUUAGUUAAUGAAAUGUCUACUACUAUAAGAGGAGGGAAUUUGAUUCUCAAGUUGGAUAUAUCACAAGCUUAUGAUACUAUGAACUGGGAAUUUGUUUAUAGAACUAUGAAGAAACUUGGUUUUUCAGCAAAAUUUUGUAACUGGAUCUUGGUGCUUCUUUAA